AUGCGCAACCUUGUCCUGAGGAGAUCCAGGAAACCAAAGAACAUGUACGCAGAGGAUGUGCGCAAGUUUGCCCUCACGGUACACUUUUACUCGGCAAAAGCAUACAAGUUCCUGCGGAAGCACGUUGGGCUGCCACACGCAAGUGCUCUUCGCAAAUGGGCCGUGGUGAUCGAUGGAAACCCAGGCUUCACCAGGGAGUCAUUCAACAGAGUAACACAAGAAGUUCAGAAGGGACGAGUUCUAGUCAGCUUGAUGGUUGACGAGAUGAGCAUCAAGAAACAAGUCGAUUGGGAUGGCAAAGAGGUCAUCGGGUACUGUGACCUGGGCCACGGCAUCCUCAACAACGACUGCGUCGCCUAUGCCAAGCAUGCACUUGUGUUUCUGGCAGUCGCAGUCAACAAAAGCUGGAAAAUCCCAUCGGGCUCUGCCCUCAUUGAUGGCCUGCAUGGCAACAUUCGGGCCAACCUUGUGCGCCAGUAUAUCACCAAGCUGGAGGAGGCCGGAGCAGAGAGGGUGUAUGGACUCUUGGAUGCCUGCCACAUGCUGAAACUAAUGCGCAACGUGCUCGCCGAGAAGCAAUGCAUCAGGGAUGGGGCAGCGCAAAAAAAAAUGAAGGUCUCCCUGGCGGCCCAAACCCUGAGUCGGUCAGUGAGCUGUGCCUUGCUGUAUUGUAAGGAGAAGGGCAUUCGAGGCUUCGAGGGAGUGGAGGCCACCACAGAGUUUGCAGCAGCAGUCGACAACAUCUUCGACCUGAGCAACUCCUGUCACCCACUUGGUCAUGGAAGCAAGGCCCCCAUUCGAGCCGUCAACAAGAACGCCAUGCUGACACGCAUUGACCAGGCUUUACACUGCCUCCGAGGCUUGAAGGACUUCACGGGCCAGCCACUGAGUCAAGGAGCAAGGAAGACUCCAAUCCUCGGCUUCCGGCUCGUCCUGGAGUCCAAUAAGGGCCUCGCUGAAGACCUGGUCUGGGGCCCAAGUCCACCACUCAGGUGCCUGCUGACGAGGAAGCUCAGCCAGGACCACCUGGAGCUGUUCUUUGCGACUGUGCAUAACAAGACGGGCAACAACGACAACCCAACAACACUCGAGUUCCGCUCUGCCUAUAGGAAGUGCCUGGUCGCCAAUGUCCAGCCCUCAACCCGAGGCAACUGCCAGGUCGACGGCACCGCAACACUCCUUGUCAGCUCGUCAGGGAAGGUGGCCGUAAACUUUUCCAAAGUAACCAAGUGUCCAGAAUGCUCCAUGAUUGUGCUGGUCACAAGCGACAAACGUGGACUGGUGCUUGCCGAAGAUGCUGGUGGCCUCCACAGCCUCACCCAGAAUGUCCUGCACUUGUGCACUAUAGAAAAAAAAGGUGCUUCGGCGAACCUUCGACAAGGUGGCCAAAAGAGGCCGAAACUGGCUCCCAAAGCUGCAGACUGA
Molecule: messenger RNA, 1425 nt
Organism: Ixodes scapularis (black-legged tick)
Lineage: Eukaryota; Metazoa; Arthropoda; Arachnida; Ixodida; Ixodidae
Exons: 4
Coding region: 1-1425 (474 amino acids)
Source: RefSeq, a predicted model, not a curated record